GGCCGCUCAGGACACCUGGGUUCCCACCCCAGUGCUGGGAGGGGAGGGGGUCUGGGAACCAGGACUCCCACGUCCCCUCCCGGCCGAGAGGGCAGCAUGAGCACGCUGAUGUUCCCCACUCUCUCCCGGGGCAGGUACGACCCAUCCCACAGCUACGUCCAGCUGGGCAGCCGGAGACUCGGCCGUGGGACCUACAAAGAGCAGAUCGUCUUCGUGUAUCGGGCGGACCUGGUGACGGUCACGGACUGGUGCCAGUUUGGGGAGGCUGGAGACUUUGCCCGGGGACCCUUUGCCGCCCGCUUCCAUGCGCCCAGCACAGCCCCCCAUCCCCCAUGCUCCAUCAAGGACUUUGUGCUGCUCUCGCAUCAUGCCAGCCCCCGGCACGCACCCCACGAGAUCGCUCAGCUCCACCGGGUCUGCCAGGAAUUGAGCCAGCGCUGGGGAACCCAGAACGUGAUGGUGCUGGGGGACUUAAAUGCAGGGGGGGUCUAUGUGCCCCCCAGUGCCUGGGGGUCCAUCCAGCUGCGCUGGGAUCCCCGCUUCCACUGGCUGAUCGGGGACAGCGUCAACACCACCGUGCGAACCCAGACCCACUGUGCAUACGACAGGAUCGUGGUCCAGGGGGACGAGCUGCUCAGAGCCGUGGUGCCCGGCUCAGCCAAAGCCUACAACUUUGCCAGGAGCCUGGGGCUGUCGGAGGAGGAGGCCCUGCAGGUCAGCGACCAUUACCCCGUGGAGGUGAACCUGCGCCUGGCCAGCCGGACACCGCGGGAGCUGUGAGCAGCCCACAGGGCCAGGACCUGCCUCCAUCCCCAUCACCGGGGGGCCCAAGCUGUCCCACAUCAGCCCUGAAGCCGCAGCACCGGAGUUCAGUUACUCCAGGCCCUGCCCCCCACACCACCAGGGCAUCCUGCCCCAUGCUGCCCCCCAGGGAAGUGUG
Molecule: messenger RNA, 940 nt
Organism: Malaclemys terrapin pileata
Lineage: Eukaryota; Metazoa; Chordata; Testudines; Emydidae
Product: deoxyribonuclease gamma-like
Biological process (GO): DNA catabolic process
Cellular component (GO): nucleus
Molecular function (GO): DNA nuclease activity
Source: RefSeq, a predicted model, not a curated record